GCCUGGAAGGAGCAGACUUGCCUGGUAGCGGCGCGCAGCCGCGGGACCCUAAGUUCCCGGCGUGCGCCUCUCCCCAGCCCUGAACUUGCCAUCCACCUCCUCCUCCUCAUCGUCGCGGCCUUUGGUCCUGGCGGGGGUGGCAGAGGGCGGAAGCCCAGAGGCGCAGGUCGGGUAACCGGGAGUGUCGCACGUGGAACCCUCCCCAGCGUCCCUGGGGCUGAGGUCCAUCCCGAGGGACCCGAGGCCGGGGUGGGGCUGCGGGAGCGCAGGCCCGAAAAGUGGGAGGGGACAGGUUGAGGGGUGGUCUCUGAGGAGGAGCCAGGCUGGACUGUAUUGUUCGCCACUCGGCCUCCCGGAGCGCGCGGCGCCGCCCGAGGAGGGCACCGAGGCGCUCCACUUCCCGGGUCCCUCCGCUCCCCGCGCCCCGCGAAGAGAUUCGGACCUUUCAGCGCGCCCCGAGAAGGCUCUGCUCGGCUGGCGCGGGCCCAGAGGGAGGGGUCUGCUCAGGAGCCUGGCGCCGGGGCCCCCGCGAUGGCCGCGGGACGCAGUCGCAGGGAGCCGCCGCGAGGAUGCCGGGGCGCCCCUCCCUAGCGGGGCGCAGCCUCCUCCCGGUACUCCGCCCGACCAGCGGGAUGGGGGGCGGAGGGUCUGCCCUGAAGGUCUGCGCGGACCACCGCGGGGGCAUCAACUGGCUCAGCCUGAGCCCCGACGGGCAGCGCCUGCUGACGGGCAGCGAGGACGGCACAGCCCGGCUCUGGAGCACCGCGGACGGCCAGUGCUGCGCCCUCCUGCAAGGACACGAAAGCUAUGUGACCUUCUGCCAGCUGGAGGACGAAGCCGCCUUCACGUGCAGCGCUGACUGCACCAUCAGGAAGUGGGACUUGCUGACCGGGCAGUGUCUGCAGGUGUUUCGGGGACACACGUCCAUUGUGAACAGGAUCCUGGUCGCCAACAAUCAGCUCUUCAGCAGUUCCUACGACCGGACAGCUCGCGCCUGGAAUGUGGACAAGGGGCAGGUGUCCUGGGAGUUUCGGGGCCACCGCAACUGUGUGCUGACUUUAGCCUACUUGGCCUCCUGGGACCUCCCUGGGGCUCCCUGCAUGGAGGAGGCCAUGGCCGGGGGGCUCCUGGUGACAGGCAGCACGGAUGGCAUGGCCAAGGUGUGGCAGGUGGCCAGUGGCUGCUGCCACCAGACGCUGCGGGGCCACACAGGUGCCGUGCUCUGCCUGGUGCUGGACACACCCAGCCACACGGCCUUCACUGGCAGCACUGAUGCCACCAUUCGAGCCUGGGACAUCCUGAGUGGGGAACAGCUGCGUGUGUUCCGGGAGCACCAGGGCUCCGUCAUCUGUCUGGAGCUGGUGAACCGGCACGUGUACUCAGGCAGCGCCGACAGGACGGUCAAGUGCUGGCUAGCAGACACCGGGGAGCGCGUGCGCACCUUCGCGGCCCACGGACACAGCGUGAGCGCCCUCAAGUACCACGCGGGUACCUUGUUCACGGGCAGCGGGGACGCCCGCGCGCGCGCCUUCGACGCCCAGUCCGGAGCGCUGCGGAGGGUGUUCCGCGGCCACGCCUUCAUCAUCAACUGCAUCCAGGUGCACGGCCAGGUGCUCUACACGGCCUCGCACGAUGGCACCCUGCGCCUCUGGGACGUGCGCGGCCUCCCGCGCGCCCCGCCGCCGCGCCCCGGCGCCCCCAAGCGCAGCCUCUCGCGCCUCUUCAACAACAAGGUGGGCUGCGCCGCCGCCGCGCCCCUGCAGCCGGCCUGAGACCGACCGGCCCGCCACCCCACCGCCCGCGGAGGGAGCGCGGCCCGCUGGCA
Molecule: messenger RNA, 1825 nt
Organism: Camelus dromedarius (Arabian camel)
Lineage: Eukaryota; Metazoa; Chordata; Mammalia; Artiodactyla; Camelidae
Gene: WDR86
Product: WD repeat domain 86
Exons: 7
Coding region: 570-1772 (400 amino acids)
Molecular function (GO): protein binding
Source: RefSeq, a predicted model, not a curated record